GCCUGGGAGGUGGAGCUUCAGCGGAGCCUGUUGCUUGCGCGGGGCUGGCGAGCUGCGCGGCGAGGAGAGACGCAGAAAGCUGGAGGGAAAUUGCCCUCAUCGCUUUCUUCCCCCGUACGCCGCCGAUGCAGCAGCGCUUCCCGAUUUUUAAAAAAUAAUUUUAUUUUUUGUUAAACCUCCUCAAUCCCUCUUAAUCCGAACGCGCAGCGGCCGUCCCCUCUGAAGUUCCCCGAUGCCCACUUUCCCGCAGCUCGCUGCUCUUCUGCAGCAGCGCCAGCCCGGGACGGGCAGCUGAAGACCUGCAGCCGGCGGCUUUCGACCUCGGAGCCCCGCCGAGAUGACCCCGAGCGCAGCGUGGCUCGUGUGCAUCCUUGGCAGCCUGGUGGUCUCGCCCAGCGCGCCGCUGCAACUUCAGCAGGGCAUGCCAAAUGUCUGUUCUGAGCAAGAGUUGGCCAUGGUGGGACAUCGCCAGCCAUGUGUUCAAGCCUUUACCCGUUUGGUGAAGAUGUGGAAGCAGGACUGUGCAGGACAGAGAUGGUGCAUGGCCUAUGAGAGAAGGACAAGCUAUUAUACCAUUUAUAAGCAAGUGUACAGCAUGGAACAUCACACUGUCUUUAAGUGCUGCCCUGGCUGGAGCCAGAAGAAAGAUGAUGAAGCUGGGUGCCUUCACUCAUUGUGCUCUGUGGGCACUUGCUUCAAUGGAGGGAAAUGCUCCGGUGGAAUAUGCCAGUGUCCAGCAGGAUUUCAGGGAUCCCGCUGCCAGUAUGAUGUCAAUGAAUGUGCCAUUGCCAAUGGAGGAUGUCAGGGCCAAUGUUGCAAUAUGAUUGGCAGCUACUACUGCAAAUGUCCAGCUGGCCAGAAACUGAGAGAAGACCGGACAUCUUGUGAAGAUAUUGAUGAAUGUGCAGUAAGGAGUGGAGGCUGUCAGCAGAGCUGUGUGAACACUCUGGGUUCCUACCACUGUGAAUGCCAUGCAGGGCACAAACUUCAUGCUGACAGCCGUACCUGCAUAGGUGUGAGCUCUUGUGCCGUCAAUAACGGAGGCUGUGAACAUGAGUGUGUGCAGAUGAGUGAAGACCACUACCGGUGCCAGUGCCACACACGCUACCAACUUAAGAGAGAUGGGAAGCACUGUGAAAAGAUUGACCCCUGCGCGAGUGGAAAUGGAGGCUGCUUGCAGAUCUGCCAAAAUGAGAGCGGACUUGCAGAGUGUGAAUGCUAUUCGGGAUAUCGCCUUUCUGCAGAUGGGAAGUCCUGUGCAGAUGUUGAUGAGUGUGCAGAAGGGACGGCCAAGUGCACCCAUCACUGUGUGAACACUUUGGGCUCCUUUGCCUGCGUAUGUAAUCCUGGGUUUGAGCUAGGAGCUGACGGAAGGCAAUGCUACCGCAUUGAAAUGGAAAUUGUCAACAGCUGUGAAGACGAUAACGGAGGUUGCCUUCAUCACUGUGAGCACUCCACCAAUGGUCCACUCUGCUCUUGUAACCAAGGUUACCGCUUGGAUUUAGAUGGGAAGACAUGCACAGACCUGGACGAAUGUGUGACUGGAGAUGCGUGCUGCUCACAAUUCUGCAUCAACUACAUCGGAGGCUAUGAAUGCAGCUGCAAGGCAGGCUUUCGGCUUCAUCCGGACGGCUGUGAAUGUGAUGAUGUGGAUGAGUGCCUAUCCGACACUGAUGGCUGCGACCAAUAUUGUAUUAAUUCUUUGGGUUCAUAUGAAUGUACAUGUGAGGAAGGAUACAGGCUCAGCAGUGCCAAUGGACAGUCUUGCAUCUCAUUAGAUGAUGAUGAGCUGGAAGAGGAGGAAGAAGAAGGACUGGAGAUUGCCCGGAUUCCUGGCUUCCGCUUCAGAAGACCACCUCAGCUCCUUCACUUCAGUACCUCCCUAGAUUCUUUCUAUGAUGAGGAGGAAGAGGAGAUUCGUGGAGAGCUCACUGUUGCACACCAAGUUGUUUGUCUGCAUAACAUGUUUGGCAGUGACUGCAGCUUGAGUUGCUCUGACUGUAUGAACAGAGGGAAGUGCAACAGUGACAACAGUAGUUGUGACUGCCCACCUGGGUGGACUGGCAUUAUAUGUAAUGAAACCUGCUCCAUGGGGACCUAUGGGAAAGAUUGCAGCAGCCUCUGCAAGUGUCAGAAUGGAGGUUCCUGCGAUCCGGUAACAGGGUGGUGUCGUUGCCCACCAGGAAUUAAUGGAAAGUUUUGUGAAGAUGGUUGCCCCAAAGGACGCUUUGGGAAACACUGCAACAAGAAAUGUAAUUGUGCUAACAAUGGAUAUUGCCACAGAUUGUAUGGGGCCUGUUUAUGUGACCCUGGGCUAUAUGGUCGCUUCUGCCAUCUAACCUGUCCCAAAUGGGUCUUUGGAGCUGGCUGCUCAGAGGAGUGCCACUGUUUGAAGGAGAACACCCUGGUUUGCGACCCCAGAAACGGUACCUGUACCUGCAGACCAGGCUACGAAGGAAGCAAGUGUCAAAGAGAGUGCUUACCUGGUUUUUACGGAGCUUCCUGUCAACAGAGAUGCAGCUGUCCUGGUGCGUCCUUGUGUGACCAUGAAACUGGGAGAUGCAGACACCCUUGCCCUGCAGGCUUCUAUGGAGAAAAUUGCCUAAACCAUUGCCCUGAGGGUUCCUGGGGUGUGAACUGCCACUCUGUCUGCGAACCCUGUGAGAAUGGAGGGCUGUGUCACCCAGUAACUGGGACGUGUGAAUGCCCAUCAGGAUACACUGGGAAAUACUGCAAUGCUUCUUGCCCCGCUGGUUACCAUGGGAAAGAAUGCUUGCUGCAAUGCAGCUGUCAUACCGAUGCUCAGUGUAACCCCGUCACUGGGGAAUGCACAUGCCCCCCAGGUUGGAUCGGCCGUGACUGCAAGCAGCCUUGCGGUUCUGGCUCCUGGGGACAGCUCUGUGGAAACUCCUGUGACUGCAGAAACAGUGAUGGGAGCUGCAACCCGGUUACUGGCGUUUGCUUCUGCGAAGCAGGAUACACUGGGAAGCGUUGUGAGCAGAGAUGCCCCAAGGGAACCUUUGGCCUGAGUUGUAAACAUAGCUGCCAAUGCAAAAAUGGAGCGAUCUGUGACCACAUGAGCGGAGCCUGUACUUGUACAGCUGGCUGGAUGGGAACCUUUUGUGAGAAAGCUUGUCCAGAUGGCUUUUUUGGGCUGGACUGUCACCAGGUGUGCAACUGCAAGAAUGGAGCUGUCUGCAAUCACAUCGAUGGAACCUGCCAGUGCCUCCCUGGCUGGAUCGGGCCCAGCUGUGAGCAAGCUUGUCACAUUAACACUUACGGACAAAGCUGUCGUCAGCGCUGCAAUUGUAAGAACGCAGCACUCUGUGACCACAUCACUGGGGCAUGCAUAUGCACAGCUGGAUGGAGAGGACCGGUCUGUCAGGAAGCCUGCCCUCUGGGUCUGUAUGGUAAGGACUGCCUGCAGCACUGCAUCUGUCAAAACCAGGCUACUUGUGAUCCCGCGACUGGAGAGUGCCUAUGCCCCAAAGGUUGGACCGGAAUAGCCUGUGAACUGGAGUGUGAAGCAGGGAAGUAUGGAGAAAGGUGUCAGCAGAGCUGCAGCUGUAGCAAUGGUGGAAUUUGUGAUCAUCGUUCUGGGAAAUGCACUUGUCGUCCAGGCUGGAUUGGGGACCAUUGUGAUACUCCUUGUCCAAAUGGUUCCUUUGGGGAGAGGUGUGAAGGGCUGUGUGACUGUGAGCACAGCUCCUCCUGCAACCCCCAGACUGGAGUGUGUCACUGUGAAAUGGGCUGGAGAGGAGAACAGUGUGACAAGCCUUGCCUGCCUGGCUACUAUGGCAGCAAUUGUACUGAGCGCUGCAAAUGCCCUCCAGGUGUCCCUUGCAACCACGUGAGCGGGGAGUGUGGCUGCCCUCCAGGUUUUGUGGGCAGUGGCUGCAAAAGAACUUGUCUGCCAGGCACAUAUGGGGAGAACUGUAACCAAGUAUGUCAGUGCUCUGGAAAGAAUGAAGAGUGCCAUCAUGUCACCGGCAAGUGUGGCUGCCUGCCAGGUUACUACGGAAUCCGCUGUGACCUUCGAUGCCCCAAAGGAACAUACGGCCCGCAUUGCCGGAAAGCAUGUCAGUGUCUGAAUGGAGGGCAUUGUGACAUUGUGACAGGAGCCUGUGACUGCCUGCCUGGUUUCAUCGGAGCAGACUGUGGGAAAACUUGUCCAGAGCAUCACUAUGGGAAGGACUGUGCCUUAUUCUGCUCCUGUGGUGAAGGACGUUGUGACUCGGUGACAGGCGAGUGCUAUUGUCCACCUGGCCGAAUUGGACCCAACUGCCUUCAAUUGUGUCCCCAGGGAAGAUAUGGCCCCCACUGUCAGCUAAAAUGUUUGUGUAAGAAUGGUGGCAUCUGUGAUCCCGUGAAUGGGACCUGCAUUUGUGGACUUGGCUGGACAGGACGCUACUGUGAGAAAGAAUGUGCUCUUGGAAAAUAUGGCUCCGAUUGUCAGCUAGAUUGCGCUUGUCAGAAUAACGGAACCUGCAACCGGUUUACUGGCUGCUGUCAGUGCACAGAAGGUUAUUACGGACAUUCCUGCAACUACACCUGCCCAUCUGGAUUUUAUGGUCUCCACUGUCGGUAUCCAUGCAACUGUAAAAAUGGAGCCACGUGUCUCCCAGCGACUGGGCUGUGUGUGUGCGCCCCAGGUUUCCAAGGGGUACACUGUGAAAAAGGUUGUCCAGCUGGAAUGUUUGGAGACAAAUGCAAACAUCAUUGUGAGUGUGCAGGAUCAAAUCGGUGUGACCCAGUUACUGGAAAGUGCUUUUGCCCGCCUGGCACAACUGGGGACAGGUGUGAUGUUGAAUGUGGGCCAGGCAAAUAUGGCCCCAACUGCUCUCAGCGGUGCCAAUGUGCCAAUAAAUCCCAAUGCGACGUGCGAAAUGGCAAAUGCACUUGUCUCUACAAAUGGAUGGGACCAUCUUGCAAAGAAGGUGGCCCUCCGAACCUUCUGUCUCAUGAAGAACACACUCAAGAGAAAGGGAAUACUUUUUCAAGACUGCCACAACAGGAACACUUGGACUAAUGAAUGAACUGUUUUAUAUGCACAGACGGUAUUUAACUUUGGAAAUGAGAGCUGCUAUUCAUUUCUGCUUGAACUGGACUGGAAAAUUCACACUUCUUUGUGCAGGUCUACAGUAUCCAUUAAGUAGCUGGGUCCCUCUUAAAACUUUUAAACUCUGCUCUGUUUAUUUAUUCUUGACCUCCUCCUGCUUCCUCCUGAUUAAUCCACUCUUGGUAUCCUUUCCAAGUGUCAGUCCUGUGUUUUUAUGCCCACAAAAUGCAGAAAUCCUCUCAUCCCUGUCAUCACCAACUAAGAUAAAUCAUUACUUGAACAUAAAUAUUCCAAACCCUUGUUUAUUAAAAAAAAAUUCCACCAAGAGGAAUCUUUAUAGGCUUUUAAUACUUCUUUUU
This is a messenger RNA of Podarcis muralis (Common wall lizard), 5418 nucleotides long. RefSeq lists its product as uncharacterized. NCBI's taxonomy places the organism in Eukaryota, Metazoa, Chordata, Lepidosauria, Squamata, Lacertidae. The record is from RefSeq and is a predicted model, not a curated record. Gene Ontology annotation, molecular function: protein binding; scavenger receptor activity; calcium ion binding.